ACUACAGAACUGUGUAGAAAAGAUUCAGACGGUGAUGGGAUGACCAAUGGUCAAGAGUUGGGUGAUCCUGACUGCACAUGGAAAGAGAACUCUAUUCCCAAAAGAACAACUGGAUUAUCUCACCCUGGUAUCUGUGACCCGUGGGACUCUCCGUCCUGCCAGGCUAAGCCUGUCACCCACCCGGUGUACAAGACCCAGGGGGACUGGAUGAGAGAUGAGUGUAAGGCUCAGGAGUUUGUUUGUGCUGCCAAAAAUGAAUCAGGUGUGAAGAACGUCGAUCUUCACCUGCCCAGCGGUUCUCACGUGCCACUCAAGGAGACGACCUACAUGUGUCAGAUCUUCGACCUUGAGCAACUCAUGUCACCCGGUGAUUACCACAUGGUGGCCGUGGAACCUAUUAUCGAUAACGUUUAUGUGUUGCACCACAUGGUCUUGUUUGGAUGUAAAGACACCGAGGUGGCAUCAGACGCACCAUUCGAGUGUGGCAUGACAGCUUCCAGCAGCUGCCAGGAUUUUCUCAGUGUCUGGACCGUGGGGUUCGCUGGGGACUGCAGCCACCCCAGUGCUGGGGUCAGGAUAGGGGUCAACGGGUACAAGAGGGUCGCUAUACAGAUCCACUGGAACAACCCAGAAAAAAAUCCCACAUGGGUAGACGGUUCAGGGUUAAGGUUGUACUACACACCUAACAGGAGACCUUACGACGCCGGCAUCAUCCUAACCGGCUCCAACUACUUCGUGCUGCCGCCUAGACAACCGGAAGUCAGCGUGCAAGGCACGUGCACCAAGACGUGCACCAAAAACCAUUACAAGGGGGCGGUGCAGGUCACCAUGGCCUGGAACCAUAUGCACUACGCAGGUAUCAAGAUGAAGAUCGAGGUGUUGAGGGACAACAAACACCUGACCUACCUGACCAACGACCCUGAGUACAGCUAUGACAGUCCGCAGGCUUACCUCUACACCGACAACCCCGUCAUUCUCCUGCCAGGGGACGAAAUCGUGACCACCUGCACCUACACCACGGCCAAGUUAGACCACUCUGUUUUACAAGGGGAGGCAACCUCUGAGGAGAUGUGCUUCGGUUUUAUCACCUAUUUCCCCAAGAGGAACGUCUCUCACGAAUAUUGUUUUAGUGUCGGCCCAGACGUUAGUUUUUGUGACUCCGAAACAUGGACCAGACACGGCUGCGACAACCCGUUUGCCUACUUCGACUCCCGGGCCCUGAACGCCUCCUCCCUCUACCAGGGUCUGAUGGCCAAGUGCCGGCCCUUCGGCCCCUGUCUGCAGGAGUGUGCCCAGUACGUCCUGGAACAGACACGCAGCAACGGCUGUCUGAGAGGGGAGAUGUACGAGCUCAUGCAGAACGUCGUCUUGAAAUCCCAUCCUGAAGGCCUCAACAUGAUGGCCCUGAUGGCCUCCUGCCAGACGGAAGUUUACCUGGCCAUCAACGGAUCUCCCAUGGCAACCACCAAGCCGACCGUUGAGGAGCGGGGACUGGCCGCCGCUCACCAUGUCAGUGCUGGAGCUGUGCUGGUCGUUUUGGUGCCAGCUCUGGUUCUGAUGUUCUAAGACAGAUAGUGUAGGCAAGGACAGAUAGUGUAGGCAAGGACCGAUAGUGUAGGCAAGGACAGAUAGUGUAGGAAAGGACAGAUAGUGUAGGCAAGGACAGAUAGUGUAGGCAAGGACAGAUAGUGUAGGCAAGGACAGAUAGUGUAGGCAAGGACAGAUAGUGUAGGCAAGGACAGAUAGUGUAGGCAAGGACAGAUAGUGUAGGCAAGGAUAGAUAGUGUAGGCAAGGACAGAUAGUGUAUGCAAGGAUAGAUAGUGUAGGCAAGGACAGAUAGUGUAGGCAAGGACAUAUAGUGUAGGCAAGGACAGAUAGUGUAGGCAAGGACAGAUAGUGUAGGCAAGGACAGAUAGUGUAGGCAAGGACAGAUAGUGUAGGCAAGGACAGAUAGUGUAGGCAAGGACAGAUAGUGUAGGAAAUGAUAUCUUUUGUAGGAAAUGGAAGCUCUUGUUGAAAAUAAUCCUCUGUGGGCGAUGCCAUCUUCUCAGUGUUGAUGGAAAUCUCUCCCUGCUCGACUACUACAUCUCUGUAUCGAAAAGACACUUCAUCUUAGCAAUAAAUAGUAUUCCAGAUAAAUCUGAAACUUUCCUUACAUUCAUUGAAUCAUUCUGAUACAUAUGAUUAGUGACUCAAUGACUGGUUAAUUUUCAUUAAAAAUCCUUUACAUUUUUAAAAGAUAAAUUAUUAAAAUUCUUACAUGGUUAUUAAUAAAAGCUUGCUCAUAUUUGCAAAAUAUAUUUUAGCUGAUUUUUUAGAAGUGUACACAUCAUAACGCCCAAAAACUGAAAACAUAUAUCGUUAACAUAGUUUUAUUUAAUUUUGAGCAGUUAUUGUUAAACCAAAAUGAAAUGUGUUUUAACAAAAGAAGGUUGUGAUUUUUUUUUUAAAUUUCCAUAUAAGGACUAGAAAAUUAUUGCGUUGUCUGUGGACGUUUUAUAACAACUACUACAUGUUAGAGUAGUCGCGUUCAUAUACAUGUAGAUGGUCUUCACAAAGAAAUGUAAUCUGUCCUUUAAUAAAGACUUUCUUAUUAUCAAAAGUUUUAACGUUGAAUAAAAGCGAAGAUACAUA
Molecule: messenger RNA, 2635 nt
Organism: Physella acuta
Lineage: Eukaryota; Metazoa; Mollusca; Gastropoda; Physidae
Product: MOXD1 homolog 1-like
Molecular function (GO): copper ion binding; dopamine beta-monooxygenase activity
Source: RefSeq, a predicted model, not a curated record